AUGGCCUCGCUCUCGCAGCGGAAACCUGACGCUUCCUCGUCCUCUGAGCCUGCCAUGGUCGCUCACUCGCAGGUGGCGCCGAUGCCUGCGGCGACAGCAACAGAUGCCGCGACAGCGAGGUCAGCCGUCAAUUAUCACCCUGCCGUCCAGACGAGAUCGACCAGCAGACCGGUCAGCAUCGCCCGUAAGCCCUCUGUGGGCGCCAGCUCGGGCCGCGAUGACCUUGCAUCGGGUGGCCUAGCGCGGCGGCCCGCGCUCGACGCCUCUCCCGACCGCCUCCGCCGCCCGAGCGCCCUACUGAGCACGGGAGCCAGCCUCCCCCUCCUGAGGAUGGACGACGCCGCGCUCGUCCACCACAGGAGCGACUCGGGCAGGUCGACGGGCUCGUCCAGGUCCAAUACUACUGGCGAGAGCCUCUUCCUCUCGAAUGCCAGUCGAUCCUACCGCAGCGGCAAGAGCGGGGCACGGCCGAGUUCGUCGCAGGGCUGCAGCCAGGCCUCGCAUUCCGGCAGCCUGGCCCGUCGCACCAGCAUCACCAUCGAAUCGAGCAGCCUCUCCCAAGGCCACCUGGCGAGGCGCGAGAGCUGGGCGAGCACCACGCCGACCAGCCCAGAGGACGAAGAGGGGCCUCACUACGGCGGAAGCGACAGCGCGGACCGCGAGGAAGCCCACGCAGAAGCCAAGAGAGCCUUGGCCCGCCUAUCGGACGGCUUCGGAACAUUCUGGGACUCGUCGGACUAUUCCUACGGGGACCGACGUGGCUCGGGUCGCAGCAACACCGAUGUCUCGCUCCCGCCGCUGAUCCUGGCCGGCGCUCCAAUCCCGCCGUCGCGGUCCGAGUCGCUCGAUCCGCUGGCGGUGCCGCUCGAGCAGGAUGCCGGCUCGUCGCUGCUGACGAUCCUUGAUGCGUACGCGCACUCGUGGUCGACGGGAACGUCGCCGCACGGGCACAGCUCAUCGGCUUUGAGCGAUGCGGCGAUCGGCAGCGGCGACGGCGGCGCCCCUUCCUCCGAAGUGCAGGCCGAGCUCUUGACGCACUCGGCUUCCGACCGAGCCGGUUGGACUGCGGAGGGCACUGCGCCGAUAUCGUCCCCUGAAAGCCGGCGGCAGUCUGCCCAGGGGCUCCCGCCCUCUGCCUCGGCGCCACUCUCGACACUACGGCCAGCCCUGCUUGCGCCAGACCGACAGUCGACCGCCACACUGCACGACCCUUCGAUCGAGGCGAGGUCCGAGCGAGGCAACGCCUCGACCUCGAGCCUUUCGGGACCCUCGGCACCGGCGUCGCCCAAGGCGCAGCACUCCUUCAACGUCCCGCCGGCUUCUAAAGCCGGCACGUCGCAGACUUCCAAGUCGCUCCGCUCGGCCUUCUCGCGCUCGGCCAGGUCGUUCCGCAACUCCCUGAUGUGGACCGCUCAGCCGGAUCAGGGGCUCGGCGUCUACACGGCGUUUGGCGCAUCGUCGCACAGCCUGAGUCCCUCGACCAUCUCGAGCCUGGCACCUUCGCCGCAGCUGGGACCCGGCCACCUGCCGACGCCCUCGACCAAGUCGCUCACGCCCUGCUCGCCGACGCGCUCCGACUUCAGCUUGUCUGUGCGCUCCUCGCGAGAGGACUCGAUCUCCGAGGCGAUGUCGAUGCAGCGGGAUCAGAAGCACGCUUCGGGCCACAGCCCGUCCUACAGCACCCACACCCACGUUCCCGCCAUGACGGGGGCCGAUGCACGAGCAGAAGCACUGGACCUUGGGCGCAGCGCCAGCGGUGUCAAUCUGGCCGAGGCUGCGACGUCCACCGAGGAUCAGGGCAUCCGACACGUGCGCUCAAAGUCUCGCUUCUCGUCGCGGUUCUCGUUCCACGAUCAGCCCUGGACACGGACGCUCAACCAGAUGACAGGCAAGAAGGCCCCAGAUGCAGCCAAGCCGGCUCGCAAGGCGGGGACGGUGAGGGCGCCCAAGGCGAGGGACGAGACGCUCGGGGCCGAACGAGGACCGGAAGCCCCGGGCAUGCAGCGAGGUAGAAGUCAGAGCGUCGGACAGCUGCAGCAGAUGUUCACCGCGCGCACUGCCGAAACCAAACCCAGCGACUCGCCGCCUGCUCCGGACGGGCAGCCCCGGGGGCUAGGAGAUGCCGGCCUGGCGCUCACCGUGCCUGCAAGUCCGGUGCUUUUCGGCCAGCCGCCGUCUCCGGAUCCGCAGAUCUCCCCAUCAUUCGCCGCCACGUUCUCCUUCCUCAACAGCGCCCUGUGGCAGGACAGCGACGACGUCUUCGUCGUCGCGCGAGAGGCCGAGACGACCGCUCCGGGCUCGGGGCACGCACGCGCGGCCAAGUCGGAUCUUGGUCACACGACGCAGUCGCACACCAUGCAUGGGCGACGGGACGGGCCUUCGGGACGUCAGGCGGACCGGGUCGGGCCUCGCGUGGAAGCCUCCCCGACCCCGGCACCCUCUGCGUCAGGGCUCACGGCUUCUUCAACCGUCCGGACAGAUGCAUCGUCGUCGCCGUCUGCCUCUCGCAACGGCCUGGAGCUGUCUUCCUGGGCGCCUGACGUCUCGCCGUCGGGACCUCAUAGGAAGACGCACCGGAAACAAAAGUCGCUCGACCCCGCGGCCCUGAUUACGAUGGCGGCCAAGGAGGCGGCGGCAGAGAUCGACGCCCGCAGCAGAGCGGGCGGCGACCUUGGACGGCCGAUUGCGGCGCAGCGUUCGUCUUCGCUCUACGGCGGCAUGACCGCCUCGACUACGAUGGCCUCGUACGAGACGGCAGCGUCCUCGUCGGCGCUCCUUUCCCCCGAAGAUGAGCGUGCAACCUUCUUCGACGCACUGACGUCGCCCGCAGCGGAAACGCCGCCCCCAUCCAGCAACUUGUUGGCUGGCUUCGAGGCGACCGGAGCUAGCCCCGUGGACGCGCCCGUAGAGGGCGCCCGGGAUUCUGCGAUAUCGGCGGCAGCCGCAGACGGGGACCCGGCUGCCGACACCCGCCGAAGGCAUCGAUCCCUGAGCCGCACGCUCUCUGUGGUCCUGGAGCCGCUGAUCGUCAAGUCACGACCGCCUUCGGUCAAGUCCCGGCCCCCGUCGAUCAAAGGGCCGAGCAGCCCGAUGCGGGGCGGCUUCGAGCUCGUCGAGCCUCCUCAGAUGCCCGCGCGCCCAGAGACAUCGCUGGGCUUCUCGCUCCGCAAGGCGCUGCGCCGAGAGAGGACCGCUUCGGGAAACGAGGCGGUCGCCGCAGUGGGGCGCAAGGCAAAGGCUGCGCCAACGGCCGUUCGGUCUGCUGGCGCGCCCAAGAGCGACGCGCCGAAGAGCAGCGUCCCGGCCACUGGCAGGGAAGAGCAACCUCUGACAACGAAGGCGUCCGGGAUCCCCACGCUUCCUCGAAUUCCGUCUGCAAGAGAGGUGCCUCGGGCGGCGUCGGCGGCGACCCGCACGCCCGAGAAGAGGCAGCAUUUGCUGCCGCACCCCGCGGCAGAGGACAGGACGCCAUCGACGCCCGACAAGCUGCGCGCGGCAUCGGAGUUUGGCUCUCCAUUGAGCGCAAGGUCGCGCUCGCCUGGCAAGGCACUCUCCCCGCCCUCAAGCUACCGUGCUCCUCUCCCGCGUCCGAAGACGGCGUCCAACUUCGCUCGGCCAGCUCCCACGCUGGACCGGGCCGGGACACUGCCGCUGCGCUCGGGCCGCAAGCCGGCAGCGAGCACGGCCACCCCGGCCUUCUCGUCGUCCUCAUCGUCGACUUCGCCACCGACCAUGGACCGCUAUGCCGCGCCAGACGAGCCCAGCCCAAGGAUGCAGAGCCGCAUCGCAGCCUCGAAAGCGAUCAGAUCCACGACCAACUCGAGCCGCUCCGUAUCGGACAAAUCCCUGUCGAGCGGACACUCUCUCAACUCGUCGUCCUCGGCCAGCACCAUCACCUCGAGGAGCAGCGAGGUCAAGAGGAGGACUGGAGACACUCGAAGGAGCAGCAUGCACCAGACAGACGCUGCCGAGCGGAGCGCACCGGGGCCGCGCGCGCCGGCGAGGAGGGAACGGACCAAGAGCAAGCCGAACUUGCCCUCGAUCAAAACGAAGCUCGAUGGCGCGUCAGUGCCGGCACCUCUGCGAUCCGCCAGCUCCCUCGACGUUCGGAACGGCGGCGCGGGCCGACGCAAGAUGAGCCAGCCUUCGCUCGACAUCGCCGAUGACAAGGAGUUCCUCGAGGCGCUCGAGCAAGUUCGCGCCGUCAAUCGCCAGCGCAUCGCAGCGGAGGCGGCCGAGGCAGAGAAGGAGGCGCGGCUGGCGAGGCUGGGCAUGGCGUCCGGCGUUCACCCGAGGACCCGGACCGAGCACGCUGGGCCGUCGAUCGAGGAUGACGCCCGGGGACGUGCUCUGCACCGGCCCGCCAGUAGCCUCUCGAUGGCCUCGCGCCGGUCCGCCAGUGCCGACGCGCGCUUGGCUCCAGGCGAAGGCGAGAGGGAAGUCCGCGCAGACCGCAGAUCCGUCGACGAGGUGCAAAAGGCCAUCGUCCGAGCCAACGCGGAUCGCAAGCCGGUCCUCACGACGGCCGUCUCGGGGCUCGAGUGGGGCGUGGGCAAGGCGUCGGGCAAGCUCCGCGACGGCGCCUUUGUCAACGACGACGACUGGAAGAAGGAGGUCAAGGCGCUGUUCCUGAUCCGAGAGCUGGUCCAGACCGAGAGGAGCUACGCACGUCACCUGGCCAGCCUGCUGACGGCCGUACGCAAGCUCAGCACCACUGCGGCGGCCUCGGCGGCCUCGACGAAGCGCAAGACGAGCGGCAACCUCUUUGCCACCUACUCGCCCAGCUCAGGCUCCAAGUACCUGCCGGGCACGCUUCCCCAGCACCUGGCGACGCUGCGCACGUUUCUCCCGCAGCUGAUCGCCCUCAGCCGAGGUCUGAUCCAGCGCGUCGAGGCCAACCCGACCAGCGCUGGCGUCGGUGCCGCCUUCGAGGUCCUCGGCGCCCAGCUGCAGGCGACGUUUGUCAACUGGAGCACCAUUGUGCCCAGUCUCAUGGACGCUGUGCGCGCCGCCGAGGCGCCCAAGGCCAAGCUGGCGUUUAAGCUUGGCCUGAUCCCUCUGCUGCCGCCUGAUCAGACCGAGGUCGGCGAGUCUACGGUGCCGGGUGCCAACAACUCGCCAACGUCGCCGACCAACCCCAGGGCGGUCGAGGCGCGCGGGGCGCUCGAGAGGACUCGGACCGGGCCAUCGUCCACCACUUACGGCGAGCCGGGAUCGUCGAUGCCUCCGCCGCCCCUCCCGACCCGGAGCGAGCGCAGGGAAUCGGAUGGCAAGACCAUGCCGAUGCUGGGCAGCCGCGCCGGCAAGAGGCGCAGCACGAUCACGAGCGCCUUUGUCGAUCCCCCGUCAAGCUCGGCGCUGCUCGGCUCGAAGCGGGCAGGCUCGAGCACGCGGCCGACGAGUCCGACUGGCGAACACGCCUCGCGCCUGCCCAGUCGCCCGAGCUCGCCGUGGGGCCAGCUCGCGAGCCUCACGAUGCCGCGCAACACCGCUGGACUCGGCCGAUCUGCUGCUGCCGAUUCGCCCCAGACUCCUCACGCCACGCCCAUCGCCACCCGGGCGGCGGGCGACCUGCACCUUGCCUCGUCGACGCUGUCGUCGACGUCGCAUGCCUCGGCAUCGGCGGCCAGCCUGGCCGCCGUCAAGAGCCUCAGCCCGAUGGACAUUGUCAUUAUGCCGACGCAGCGCCUGCCGCGCUACGGGCUGAUGCUUCGCGACCUCCUCUCCAACACGCCCCCGCAGUCGCUCUCGCACGCGCGCGUCCAGCGUGCGCUCGGCUCCAUCCAGCGGGUCGCUUUGCUCUGCGACGCAGCGUCCAACACGGCAAAGACAGGCCACGAUGCAGGAGUGGGCGGCGGCGGCGGUCGAAGGUCUGUUGCGCCUCCGCCGUCGAGCGUGGGCUCAUCAAAGACGUCGAAGUCUUCGCAGACUUCUACUACGACGGCGUCGUCGUCGUCGCUGUCGUCGUCAUCCUCGUCGGCAGCGCUGGCGGCGGCCAAGGGCAGCGCUGCAGCGAGGAGAUGA
Messenger RNA from Pseudozyma flocculosa PF-1, 6024 nucleotides. RefSeq lists its product as uncharacterized. Gene Ontology annotation, molecular function: guanyl-nucleotide exchange factor activity. The transcript has 3 exons. Bases 1 to 6024 code for a protein of 2007 amino acids. Lineage: Eukaryota; Fungi; Basidiomycota; Ustilaginomycetes; Ustilaginales; Ustilaginaceae. The record is from RefSeq and is a predicted model, not a curated record.